Molecule: messenger RNA, 2870 nt
Organism: Corythoichthys intestinalis (scribbled pipefish)
Lineage: Eukaryota; Metazoa; Chordata; Actinopteri; Syngnathiformes; Syngnathidae
Gene: katnb1
Product: katanin p80 (WD repeat containing) subunit B 1
Exons: 18
Coding region: 585-2639 (684 amino acids)
Biological process (GO): microtubule severing; microtubule depolymerization
Cellular component (GO): katanin complex
Molecular function (GO): microtubule binding
Source: RefSeq, a predicted model, not a curated record
UGGAAGACGCACGCCAAAAGGCUCUCGUCCUCCACGUCCGCCGUCAUGGCGAAAUAAAAGCGGAAAUGGAUCGGGACACGCUCUCGGCAAAAGGAAAACAACGAUAAGUUCCAACGACACGUCCCUUCUUCCUGCUUCCGACGUGCUCCUUAUUGCCGCCCGGUGGCUUCGACGAGAACUGCGAGCUAUCGCGAUUGAAUGGAGGCAAUCACUCAAAGCCGGGCGCUACACGACGUUCUCACUCGUCGACCAUUUUGAGUCAAUAAAAUAUUUUUAAAUAUCUAGCUUACAUUAUAACAAAUGCGUUUGAAAAUUCAAGAUGAAAUGAAAACGGAGAGAAGACUGUUGUAAGAUGGCCGCCGACUAUUCGCAUCUAGCGCUGAUAUGUCAUCGACGGCGUUGCUAAGCUGCGCACGCACGCACGCGCGUUCUGUUCAAAACUAUCUUCGUCGUCUCGCCCUCUCCUACCGGUCGGCGUCCGGCUUCAUCUUUCCGCCCGGGGUGUUUAAAUCCUGAAGCGGCUACAACUUUGAGCUCAUUCGAGCAGGGCCGGCGGAAGAAACGGACGGAGGCGGAGUCCGGUCAUGGCGACGGCCGGCGGCGCCACCAAGAUCUCCUGGCGACUGCAGGACUUUGAGGCUCACGCCGGCCGCGUUUGCUGCGCCGCGCUGGCCAAGAACACCGGUCGCCUGCUGGCCAGCGGCGGCGAAGAUUGCCGGGUCAACAUCUGGUCGGUCAGCAAGGCCAACUGCAUCAUGAGUCUGUGCGGCCACAGGAAAGCCGUGGAGUGCGUCUGCUUCAACGCUUCCGAGGAGCAGCUGGCGACCGGCUCGCAGUCCGGAUCCAUCCGCGUCUGGGACCUGGAGGCCGCUAAGAUUUUGCGAACUCUGACCGGCCACAAAUCCAACAUCAGCGCCUUUGCCUUUCAUCCUUUCGGGGAUUUUUUGGUAUCCGGCUCUACCGACGCCAACAUCAAGAUGUGGGACGGGCGGAGGAAAGGCCCAAUCACCAGGUUCAAGGGUCACGCCGGGACCAUCCGCAGUUUGGCCUUCAGCCCGGACGGCAAGUGGUUGGCGUCGGCCAGCGACGACUGCACCGUCAAGGUCAUUCCGUACUCUAGAGCUGAGCGGUUGUUUUGUUUGUUUUGUGGGCUUUCGCAGCUGUGGGACCUGAAGCAGGCCAAAACCAUCACAGAGUUCACGGCGCACACGGGCGCCGUGGCCGCCAUCCAGUUUCACCCCAACGAGUACCUGCUGGCCUCGGGCGGCGCCGACAGGUGGCUGAGGCUGUGGGAUCUGGAGAAGUUCUGCCAAGUGGGGGCGCUGCAGGACGCCAGCGCUGUCAGGUGCGUGAUGUUCAGUCCCGACGGCGGCUGUCUGUUCAGCGGCCACGCCGACGUCCUGCGAGUGUGCGCCUGGGAGCCCGAGCGCUGGCUGGACUCGGUGACGGCGGGCUGGGGACGCGUGGUCGAUCUCUCCAUUUGCAACCGGCAGCUGUUGGGCGUGUCUCACCAGCUGAGCGGCUUGUCCACCUACGUGGUGGACCUGAAGCGCGUCCGGGUCGGGGGCGCCGCGCCCUCGCCCACCGCCGACGGUAAAGCGCGGCGCAGCUACGAGGGCCAGGCCGCAGCCUGCCCGCCGCCGACAUCGUCGUCGCCUCCGGGGCGGCCCCGGGCCGAGCGCCGGAGCCCCGAGGGGGAGAGGCGGAGCCCCAGCGAGGACGAGGCGGACGACAAAGUCUCUUCGGCCGAGAUCCACGACGCCCUGGACUACCGAGAAAUAUUUCAGCCCCGCGACGCCAUCUCUCGGACCCCUCCCAGGAUGCCGGAGCCUUUUCCCGCCCCGCCGGAGGACGAGCGAGCGACAGAGGACGCGGCGCCCGUCCCCCAGCGGCGGCGGCCCUCGCCCGACCCGAAGACGGACGGGUCCGAAAGCGCGCCUUUGCGACAGGGUUCUCCGUCGCCCUCGUCCGCCCCGGUCCAGAGGGUGGAGCCCACCGUGGUGGCCUCGGCUCGGCCGCCGGCCAUUUUCCCCGUGGGCAGGAGCGAGCCCACCGGCCUGGACGUGGCCGACUUCCUGUCGGGCCGCCAUUCGGAGAUGUUGAGCGAAGACGAGGUUUUGAAUCACAUCCACAACGGUCACGCCACCAUGUGCGUUAUGCUUAGCAAUCGACGCAAGAACCUGCAAAGCGUCCGGGACGUCUGGGCCCGCGUGGGCAUCAAGAACGCCCUGGACGCCGCCGUCUCCAUGAACGACCUGUCCAUCGUGGUGGACGUCCUCAACAUCAUCAACACGCAGCCGUCGCUGUGGAAGCUUGACUUGUGCGCCAGCAGUCUCCCUCAGAUCGAAAAGCUGCUACAAAGCAAAUACGAAAGUUACACGCAGUGCGGCUGCUCCUCGCUCAAGCUGAUCAUGAAGUACUUCUGGCCGCUCAUCCGAGAGACGCUGAACGCCACGCCUUCGGUGGGCGUGGACGUGACGCGGGAGGAACGGCAGCGCAAGUGCCGCCUGUGCCGCCAGCGUCUGCGCGGCCUCCGCGACGUGGUGGAGAGCAAAGCGGCGCUGGCCGGCCGCCACGGCUCCGCCUUCGGGGAGCUGCGCGUGCUCAUGGCGCCCCUCGACCGCGACCCGGCAAACUAGCGACCCUUCCGCCUUUUGGAAAUACAGCGUCUUCGAUCAAAAUGGAGAAAGAGGCCUUUUCCCUCCAUUUUUAUAAUAUAUUUUCUGUAUAGAUCAAUAAAUCUUGGAACUGCAGUGGGCCACUUGUUUUAUAUAUUCAUUAACAGAAGUAGACACUGCCCCCUAGUGGCCAAUGAAAUAUGUACUUGGGGAGUCACAAUAUAUCCAUCAGAAAGGUGGUAAAUAGCGCUA